Molecule: messenger RNA, 470 nt
Organism: Saitoella complicata NRRL Y-17804
Lineage: Eukaryota; Fungi; Ascomycota; Saitoellomycetes; Saitoellales; Saitoellaceae
Exons: 1
Coding region: 24-449 (141 amino acids)
Molecular function (GO): protein binding
Source: RefSeq, a predicted model, not a curated record
GACAAGAACAAAACACGUCGUGGAUGUUUGAGGAGGAGGGCACCCGGGCGCUGUGGAAGUCUGCGUACGCCCUUCUCACAAAGGCAUUGCCUCCAUCAGAGUUAUGGACGGAGGAGCAGUUCGAUUUGCAUUUGGGAAUGUUCAACAUUAAUAACAUCGCAGGUGGAGUUUACCUCGCACAGUCCCACCUCAACCACUCCUGCGCACCAAACACCAAAAUUGGGAACCCACUGCAAUACACGAACUACAAGAUCUCGGUGAAUGCGAUCACGGAUAUCACGGAAGGGGAGGAAGUUACGAUUACGUAUACGAACCCGAAUAUGGAUAAGGAGAGACGACGGGAUUUGUUGAGGAAGGAGUAUGGGUUCGUUUGUGACUGUGUUAGGUGUGUGAAGGGAGAGGAGGCGGUCAAGGAGGAUGUGAAAAAGGCGUUGAAGAUUGAGCAAUAGAUAUCAUGACCCUGGGAGGCA